Messenger RNA from Orbicella faveolata, 1768 nucleotides. RefSeq lists its product as uncharacterized. The record is from RefSeq and is a predicted model, not a curated record. Gene Ontology annotation, molecular function: 2-oxoglutarate-dependent dioxygenase activity. Lineage: Eukaryota; Metazoa; Cnidaria; Anthozoa; Scleractinia; Merulinidae.
ACUGCUCCCUGUCUGUUGUUAGGUUUGUCCCUGUCUUUCACGUUGGUCAGUAGGUGUCGCAACGUAGUUUUAGGUUUGUGGGCUACACGGAUGUUGUAGGGCUGUAGGAUCAGUGAGAUGGUCUCAGAAGUACCCUUACCUUAAUGUAAGGUAUAGUCACUGUAGUAACAGGCAUUGGGUUCCUGUUCGUUGCAUCAGUUUCAGUGGGUCGGUAAAUGUUUCGUAUAAUAAAGUCAGCGUUGUUGUUGCGGCUUACUAAACAGUCUAGAAAAGGAAGUUUUCUAUUUCCUCGAUAUCUUUUGUAAACUGGAUGUUGGCAUUCUGUUUGUUUAGGUGGUCGUGAAAAUCGUUAACUUCAUCCUCUUUAGUAAACUGGAUGUCGGCGUUCUGUUCGUUUAGGUGGUCAUGAAAAUUGUCAAUUUCGUUCUCUUUAGUAAACUAGAUGUCGGUGUUCUGUUCGUUUAGGUGGUCGUGAAAAUCAUCAAUUUUGUCCCAAUAACUCUAUUGCCUUGAGAACUUUGCUGACUCUUAACACAAUUUGCACCACACAAUGACACCUUUUUUCCUUAUGAUGUAAACAAAAGCUUACUUAUUUCCACUGCAUGUUUUUCAGGAGUAAUUGUGACCCUACGAUCAGAGAAGAAUUGCGUACUCACUACCAGUUACCAUAUUUCUUGCCAAGCCAAUCAGAGACCAGCGAACAGGACUGGAUCUUUAUGGGAGGACCGGGACCUGGAGCUCAGAUACAUAUUGAUAGUGUAGACCGUCCAUCAUGGCAGGCGCAGCUGUCAGGCCAAAAGACCUGGACUCUGAUCCCUCCCCCAGAGUGUGAACAAGUCUGUCAGCCCAUAUUCACAACAACAAUGAACAAGGGAGAAGUCAUUGUUGUGGACACAAAUCAGUGGUAUCAUUCAACACAGGUUUUGCCAGGAGAUCUCAGCAUUACCAUUGGGGCAGAAUAUGACUAGAAAAAGAAACAACAGUCCCUAAAUUAUGCAUGUUUUCACCAGCAUUCCCCUGAGGUCUAAGAACCCUCAGGCCAACCAUCAAUAUUUGGAGGGGGUGCAGAGGAUCUUUGCCCCGGGAUAGGAGACAGUUCAAGACUUCCUUUGUUAUAAGUUUUAGAGAUUUUAAAAGGGGAAAUCACAAGAUUGUAAUUGAGGAUAAUUUAAGGAGGAUUGUAAUUGAAGGGAAGCAUAAACCAGGUGACUUUGCUUUUAAGAUUUUGCCAUUACUGGGAAGAUAUCUUCCUUUGCUUUGCUUUUUUAUGACCUCAGGGGAAGCUGGUGACACAUGCUUAUGAUAAACGAAAAGUAAAGGUGUUAAUCCAUUAUGCACCUGAAAACUCAACUUUUUGUGCAAUGUCUUGACCAGUUACAAGAAACUUAAUUGUUUCACUGUUCUUUCCCAGAUAUAUAAUCUGAACAUGUCCAGAUUUUUGAUAGUAUCAACCUAUUUUCCCCAUCAGAAUGCUUUUGUUGAGGAAAAGGUUAUUGUCAUUCAGAAUGCUUUUAUUAAUAAUCCAUUUUACAGUAUUUUGAGGUAUUAAUAAUCUGUUUUAUUAUAUGGCUAGCUCCAUGAGCGGGCAAGAUGAAUCAAAUCCUGCACUGUGAUUGGCUACCUGAGUGGGCAAGAUGGAGCCAUCUUGCCCGCUUGGGACUACCCGUCAUGUCCUGCUUGAAAAAUUUCUCAGAAAGCCAUAUAAUAAAUCCUUUAUUGACCAAGCUUGGUCCGUCAAGAUGGCUGGAUACUGGCCUCAUUCUUUCUC